Messenger RNA from Striga asiatica, 2955 nucleotides. The record is from the annotation of a GenBank genome assembly. NCBI's taxonomy places the organism in Eukaryota, Viridiplantae, Streptophyta, Magnoliopsida, Lamiales, Orobanchaceae.
CCACGAGAUGCCCACAAAACAACGUGUUCGAAUCACAGCACAAUCAAAGUUUUUAUUUUGAAUAGUAUAAGGCUACCCUUUUCAGUCUAUUUGCGGAGUACAUGUUUCCACUCUCUUCUUCUUGGACAAUUUUUUUUUAUGCAGCAGAACCACACACACAUUAACACACACACUCUGCGUGUGUUCUCUGUAUUUCCAAAUUGUGAUAAUUUUCUCUCUCCCCCUUUCUUUCUCUCUCCUCUGCACGCCUCAACACCGAGAUUCCAACCCUGUUUUCCAAAAACAAGAAAACAAUAUAGACACAGGCCUAUCGAAGCUCAAAUUAUCAUUUUAAAGAAAAUAAAAAAGUAGAAAAAAGCUACAUAUAUAAUAGGAAAACAAUUUUUUCUUCUUUUAUCCUCUGUUCUCAUUAUUUCCAUUCCCUAAAACGCCAUGGAUUUUCUCUCUCUCUUCCUCUUUCUGUCCUUUCUACUGGCAGCACUCUCCUCCGCGGACCCGUUUUCCGAGCUAACCUCUUUACUGGACUUAAAAUCGGGUCUUGACCCGGAAAACCGGCAUUUGAGCUCAUGGGUCGGGUCGGGCAACCCAUGUGGAGGCACGUUUGAGGGGGUGGCUUGCAACGAAAAAGGGCAGGUGGCUAACAUCUCGCUGCAGGGAAAAGGGCUCGUCGGAAAACUCUCACCGGCGGUCGGCCAACUGAGGCAUCUCACGGGGCUGUACCUGCAUUACAAUUCUCUGUAUGGAGAAAUACCUGUAGAGAUUGCUAACUUGACCGAGCUGAGUGAUCUUUACUUGAAUGUCAAUAAUUUUUCCGGCGAGAUACCGCCUGAGCUUGGGGGCAUGCAGAGCUUGCAAGUUCUGCAGCUGUGUUAUAACCAGCUGACCGGGAGUAUACCUACACAGCUCGGUCAUCUGAAUAAGCUCAACGUGCUAGCUCUUCAGUCAAAUCUGUUAACCGGUGCCAUCCCAGCUAGCUUGGGGAGCUUGGGAGUCCUAAUGAGGUUGGAUCUGAGUUUUAACCGCCUUUUCGGGUCCAUCCCCACAAAACUAGCCGAUGCCCCAUUGCUCGAAAUCCUCGAUGUUCGAAAUAACAGUCUCUCAGGCAACGUCCCGCUUGCUCUGAAGAGAUUAGUGGACGGAUUUCGCUACGAGAACAACCUAGGAUUAUGCGGGUCGGGCUUCUCCUUUCUAAAAAGCUGUAGCGAAUCUGACCGGUCCAAUUCAGUGGGGCCCGACCCGUACCCGGGAGGAGGAUCCAAGAACAUACCCGAAACGGCCAACCUCGACCUGAACUGCACCACCCGAAGCCCCUGCUCGAAAACGACCCGAACCUCGCGGGCCCCACUGACAGCUGGACUAGUAGUCCUAGUUGCCGUCAUAGUCUCCACCUUAGGCAUUGCAUCCAUCGUGUAUUACCGGAGGCGCCAGCAGAAGCUCGGAAGUAGCUCGCUCGACGUCCCGGACAGCAGCCGCCACCUCAGCAGCAACGAUGACUGCCGGAAAAACGGGUCGCCACUCGUCAGCCUUGAGUACACGAGCGGGUGGGACCCGCUGGCCGAGGGGCGGCGCUUUGGUGGAGGGGUUUCUCAGGAUGCCAUGCGGGACUUCAGGCUGAACCUUCAGGAAGUGGAGUCGGCUACUCAGUAUUUUGCUGGGAAGAAUAUGUUGGGGAGGAGUAAUUAUGCGGUGACGUAUAAGGGGAUGCUGAGGGAUGGUUCGGCUGUGGCUGUGAAGAGGGUGGCGAAGAGCAGCUGCAGGGCUGAGGAAGCUGAGUUCCUGAAGGGGUUGACUGUGUUGACCUCGUUGGGGCACGAGAAUGUGGUUGUGCUGAGAGGGUUCUGCUGCUCGAGGGGGCGUGGAGAGUGUUUCCUGGUUUAUGAUUAUCUUUCGAAUGGGAGUUUGUCGGAGUAUUUGGAUCUUGAGGAGGGUGAUGGACGGGUUCUUGAGUGGUCGGUUAGAGUUUCUAUAAUCAAAGGUGUUGCUAAAGGCAUCGAGUACCUGCAUGGGCACAGGCCGAACAAGCCUCCUCUCGUCCACCAAAACAUAUCCGCAAGGAACGUUCUCCUCAACCAGAAAUGGGCCCCAUCCUUGUCUGACUCGUGCCUCCACAAGCUCCUCACAAACGACACAGUCUUCUCAUCCCUCAAGGCCAGUGCUGCCAUGGGCUACCUUGCCCCCGAAUACACCACAACUGGCCGGUUCACAGACAAGAGUGAUGUCUACGCGUUCGGGGCCCUCGUUUUCCAAGUCCUCUCCGGGAAGCGCAAGUACUCCCCUGCAAUGCGGGCCCAUGCUGAAUCGUGCACCCUCGGGCUCAUGGACCCGAACCUCGCCGGGAGGUUCUGCGAGCGCGAGGCUCGGAUAAUCGUCAAAGUUGCUGUGAUGUGUACGCACGAGCAUCCGGAGGAGAGGCCGUCGAUGGGGACAGUUGUGGGGGAGCUCGACGGGUGAGAAAAAAAAGGUUGCGAUUUUUCGUUUGUUUGGGAGUAGGUGUAGGGGUUUAAGGUAGAUGGAUGGUAGAUGAUUAGGACUUUGUAGGUGUGUAUCUUUGUAGGAUGGUGUUUGUUUUUUAUGGAGGGGAUUUCUACUCUUUGAUUGAACCCUCUUUUGUAUCUUUAAGUUAAGAUUUGAUUGGAUGAGGCGGCGGCGGCGGCUCGUGGCUUCUGUUUAAUCGAUUGGAUAUUUUAUGUUGUUAUUUUUUAUCGACACGAUUUUCGGAUCAUGAUUACUGAUUGGAGGCUAUUAGUGAUGAGUGAUUGACUGAUGAUGACAGCUAUGGUUGUGAAUAAUGUAUUGAUCAUGCGGUGAAAACAUAUCUUGCUUGAUUAGAACGAACAAACGUUGGUGAUUUUUACACGUUUGAAGGAAGUUGAAAUUGUGAUGUUUUUGACUGCCAAGUGAAAGAGAUGAUGAAAUUGUGAUGUUGACUGCCAAGUGAAAGAGAUGAUAAAGUGU